This is a messenger RNA of Helianthus annuus (common sunflower), 1038 nucleotides long. Its product is annotated as F-box protein CPR1-like. Gene Ontology annotation, molecular function: protein binding. Bases 1 to 1038 code for a protein of 345 amino acids. The record is from RefSeq and is a predicted model, not a curated record. Lineage: Eukaryota; Viridiplantae; Streptophyta; Magnoliopsida; Asterales; Asteraceae. The transcript has a single exon.
AUGUUGGAUAUAAUUGCAAGACUUCCACCAAAAAAUGUUGCUCAAUGUAAGCUUGUCUGCAAGGAGUGGUUAGAUUUCAUUUUAGAUCGUAAGUUUGUAAGGGCUCAUUGUCAUUACAUGCGUGCAUCGGCUGAUCAAAAAUUGUUGAUGGUUGGUUGGAAGACUAUCGAAGUACAUUCCUUAAAUUAUAAGUCCCCGGGAUUUAUUGUACCAAGAGGUGUUGCCCGCCCGUUCUAUGCUCAUCCUUCUAGAAUGUUUUUUUUGGCAAGUUUGGAUGGUAUGUUGUGUGUUUGUCUGCAAAACACUUGUGAGUUGGUUGUUUGGAAUCCAUUGACGACUAAGUUCAAGAAGUUGGCAAAUUCUAAUUCGCAAGGUUUCUACAAAGUUGAUAGAGAUGCUCUAGGAUUUUUUGUUGACUCUUCUGAUGAUUACAACAUUUUACAUAUUAAACGUAGACGAGGUACAAUGACCGUUUAUAUUUAUUCGAUGGAGUUGAAUUCAUGGAGUACUGUACGCUUCCUAAAACACCGUCCGUACCACCAUUAUACGUACCUUUGGUCGCCAGCAACUUUGUGUGGUGGUGGUUUGUAUUUUGUCGUUACCCAAUGUCGUGGUCGUUCAGAUGGAUUGUCGGUUAUUCGUUUUGAUGUGAAUUCAAAGUCGUUUUCUGAAUUGUGUUUCCCCAAUGUAUAUGAUGAUGAAGUUAGUGGAAGUUUAGUUAACAUAAACGAGGAGCUUCAUAUGUAUGUUUGUAUCGGAAACUAUGACUAUAGACGAGAAAUUGUAUUGUGGAGGCUUAAAAAUAAAAGUUGGAUGAAGGUUUUUGCAUAUCCUGAUAAGUUGUGGAUGCCAUUAUCAACUAUGUGUUCUUUCACAUAUUACAAUUUGCCAGGGACAUGUCUUGUGAUAACGAAUUUUGGACAAGUGAUUGAAAUUGAUUUGCAACGGGAUCAUCUAGGUUAUUUCUGCCGUAUGUUUUUCUAUAGGCAAAUGCAUGGUGCGGUUUACACAGAGACCAUAGCUUCCCCGAAUUAUUAG